Xyrauchen texanus (razorback sucker) is the source of this 3524-nucleotide messenger RNA. RefSeq names its product calcium/calmodulin-dependent protein kinase type II delta 2 chain. Gene Ontology annotation, biological process: protein phosphorylation. Gene Ontology annotation, molecular function: ATP binding; calmodulin binding; calcium/calmodulin-dependent protein kinase activity. The transcript is spliced from 22 exons. The record is from RefSeq and is a predicted model, not a curated record. Gene Ontology annotation, cellular component: neuron projection; cytoplasm. The coding region runs from base 264 to 1925 and encodes 553 amino acids. NCBI's taxonomy places the organism in Eukaryota, Metazoa, Chordata, Actinopteri, Cypriniformes, Catostomidae.
GAUGGCAACGUCAACACGCAUAAUGAUGAGCCCAUGGACCCAUCGGAGGUAAACGCGCUUCUUCCUCCCGUUGGUGAUCGACCGCUACAUAUCUGAUCAGCUGACAUUGAUCGCCGCAUCCCAAUUCAAAAGACCACAACCCAAAGCAGAAGCCAAGAAACAUCAUUCAAGUGCUCUAGUUUCGGUGUACAGGAGGGACGAGAGGAGACUGACUGCGCUUCUCCGCAUCACCCUCCACCUCGCGCUGCCGAUUCCCCAUCACAAUGGCUCUGACCAUUUGCACCAGAUUCACGGACGAAUACCAGCUCUUUGAGGAGCUCGGAAAGGGAGCGUUCUCUGUCGUGAGGCGAUGCGUGAGGAUAUCAUCCGGCCAAGAAUAUGCGGCCAAAAUCAUCAACACUAAGAAGCUGUCAGCCAGGGAUCACCAGAAGCUGGAGAGAGAGGCCAGGAUUUGCCGUCUAUUGAAACACCCAAAUAUUGUGCGACUCCAUGACAGCAUAUCGGAGGAGGGCUUCCAUUACCUAGUUUUUGAUCUGGUUACUGGAGGUGAGCUGUUUGAAGAUAUCGUAGCAAGAGAGUACUACAGUGAGGCUGAUGCCAGUCACUGCAUUCAGCAAAUUUUGGAGAGCGUUCAUCACUGCCACGUUAAUGGGAUCGUCCACAGAGAUCUGAAGCCUGAGAAUUUGCUGUUGGCCAGUAAGAUGAAGGGGGCUGCAGUUAAGCUAGCAGACUUUGGUUUGGCCAUAGAGGUCCAAGGUGAUCAGCAGGCAUGGUUUGGUUUUGCUGGUACUCCAGGGUAUCUCUCCCCAGAGGUCUUGAGGAAAGAUCCUUAUGGCAAACCUGUGGACAUGUGGGCCUGUGGUGUGAUUCUCUACAUUCUGCUGGUUGGAUACCCACCAUUUUGGGAUGAAGACCAGCAUCGCCUCUACCAGCAGAUCAAGGCUGGUGCCUAUGAUUUUCCCUCUCCUGAGUGGGACACAGUGACCCCUGAAGCUAAAGAUCUGAUUAAUAAGAUGUUGACCAUCAAUCCUUCUAAACGCAUCACAGCUGCUGAAGCCCUCAAACACCCUUGGAUCUGCCAACGCUCCACUGUAGCCUCCAUGAUGCACAGACAGGAAACUGUGGAGUGCUUGAAGAAGUUCAAUGCCAGAAGGAAACUCAAGGGUGCAAUUUUGACCACUCUCCUGGUCACAAGAAACUUCUCAGCAGCCAAAAGUUUGUUGAACAAGAAGACAGAUGGUGUGAAGGUUAACAACAAAACCAACCUAGCCAGCAGCCCCAAAGACACAGGCCCUGCCCCAGCAUUGGAGCCACAAACAACUGUUAUCCACAACCCUGUGGACAGAAACAAAGAAUCUACAGAGAGUGCCAACACUACAAUCGAGGACGAGGACUUUAAAGCCAGACGCUUUGGAAACCUCAGCAUUAAUUCAAUCUGGCAACCUGCAGUCCGCCCGCAAAACUCUGAGCCCAAGCAGGUGCCCAACUCCUCGGUGCAGACUUGCCAAGUUAUCAAUAAAGCUCGUAAGCAGGAGAUCAUAAAGGUGACCGAGCAGCUGAUUGAAUCCAUCAACAAUGGCGACUUUGAGGUUUACGCAAAGAUUUGCGACCCUGGUCUGACAUCUUUUGAGCCGGAGGCAUUGGGAAACCUGGUGGAGGGGCAUGAUUUCCACAGGUUCUACUUUGAGAACGCACUGUCCAAAGGUAAUAAACCUGUCCACACGAUCCUGCUGAACCCUCAUGUCCACCUGAUUGGGGAGGACGCAGCAUGUAUCGCGUACAUACGUCUCACCCAGUACAUGGAUGCCAGCGGUAUGCCACGCACCAUGCAAUCAGAGGAGACUCGUGUCUGGCACCGCCGAGAUGGCAAGUGGCUGAACAUUCACUUUCAUCGCUCUGGAGCGCCCAGCGUGCCCAUCAAUUAAUGGAAUAUUAAGCUUCAGUUUUUCCCCAUCGAGGAGAAACCAUCAGCAAAAACCCAACUGUCUGUCAGUCAAGCUGGAGGCAUGUCUUCUAAGCCACACCUGCUUUCCAACAACCACGCCCUUUCCCCUUCCUCUCUGAGGGUCGUUUACAUGUUAUUGCACAUGGACCAAAGCGUUCAAACAUUUUGCUAAAGGUCAUCACAUACACCAAAACCAGUGGGCCAUUUGCAUAUAUGGACAUUAUUAAAAGGAGUGUAUUUUUAACAUUUUAUUUCCUAUUUCUUUUUUAAGCUGUUUUUGGUAAGCAUUUUAAAUGUAUAGAUAUGUAAAGAGAAUCACUUCUCCCCAAGUCUGUACUGUAUUUUUAUGUCUAUUUAUUUGUGUGCAACGUCUCACAUUUUGAACGAUAAGAAUGUUAAUAUUGAGCUUGCUAUUGUUCUGGCGAUGUACAUAUGUCGUGAUCAUUCAGAUAAAAAAAUUAUAAAAUUAAAAGCAAAAAAAAAUUUGUUUAAAAAAACUUUCAAAACUACGUACUUUAAAUUCUGGCUCACAGCAAAGUUUUUAAUUUGAGCAAAUGCUGUCAAAAAGCUUUGUUUGUAUUCGCUAACUUACAAUGUUUGGCUCUUUAAAUAUUCUGAUUUACUUACUAUGAUUUACAAGAAUUGCAGCAUAUUAAUAUGGACUGUGUGAUUACCUUUAUGUCAUAGAAUAUGAGAAAAUAAAUGUAGCAUAUUUGAUACAUCAAGAUGACAAGCAUUGACUAAUGCAUGGAGGACUAGAUUUUGUAUGACCAUGAUAUUCUGUUAUUUUUCUCUUAUUUAUGUUGUGUAAUUCAUGGUUUACUUAUCAAAAUGUUUGUUUUAUUUCUAUCAAUAUCAUAAAGAUCAGUUAAUGUAAUUAUGAUAGUGACCAUCAUCAUUAUGACCCAACAUAUCUAGAACUAUCACCCUAUACCUUUAGAUGUAAUGUAGCUUAAUUUUCCUAUAUCGAGUGGCUGUGAAAGUAUUAUCCUUUUACUUUAUAUCAUGGCUGUAUGAGAAAAGAAACAUAAGUAGCUUAUGAGAAACUACAUGUAUCAUGUUCACACAUAUUUGUGCUUUAUAUUUUUCCUGACAUUAUUUUGCCAACCUAAAGAAGAAAGUGAGCUGAGCCUGAGUUUCAAGCAGGUACACUGCCCCUAGUGGCGACAUUGCGUCUGUGCCCCACUCAAUUGGAAGAUGACGCAAUAGAGGGCGAUGUCAGAAUGGAAUGGCCUUCCUCGAGGAAAAACCUCACCACUACUGGACUAUGCCAACACCAUAUUUUCUCAUAUUUCUUUUUUUUCAUUAUCCUUUUCUCUUCUUAAGAAGACUGAUACAGAUUCCUCGGCUGAUACAGAAACUUCAAAGCCAAUACGAGGAUGUGAAAUAUAUAAUAUGUUGCCAUGGUGGCGCUAACAAAUCAACAUAUUUAAUGAAAAAUACAAUAAAGGUGUGAUAUGUACUGUAUGUACAAUGUCAUGAGUCAGCUUUGUCUACUUUCUCUUUUUUCUUUUUGGCUAGCAUUAAGCAAAGUGUUCAAGUUAAAAGUAAUAUUCCAGGUUCAAUAAAAAUUAAACUC